CUGUACUCGCUUAUUUAUUGAAAGCAAACUUGUCUCCUAGGAUUGGGCCAUCUAUACCAUAGCUGUAGGGUACUGGAAUGCCUCUAAAAACGGCCUCACAGUCCCGUGGUAGAUCAUAUAUGUAUGCAUAAGCUGACGCCGCCAAAUACCAGAAUUGGGUUGCGUUGUUACCAAGACAAGCAGCUGGGCCAGCUACACUGCGUGGAUCUGCAGGUAUGAAUUCGCUUGAACAACGUACCAGGGUCGUUGGUGAUGGAGGUAGUUCGUACACAUCAGUUGCUAAAUUUGUUGAGAUGAGCUUCUGAAGUGGGCACUGUGUCGCUGGUUCCACAAGCGGGGUGACGUUGAUGACGCGGUGUCUGUAAUAGAUCGCUGUUACUUUGCAGGAGCCAAGAACCGGGUGAUCCAGGAUUGUGUCAUCCCCGGAGCACGAUAACUGCAUACCUGGUGCGCCACAUGAUGGUGGGUGAGUUGAAAGCCGGAAUGGGAACCAUAUCUCAGGCCCAUGUUUGCUGCUGCACCUGUGAGAUGAACAUCGUUUCGAGAAAUCUUCAUCAUCUGAUGCUCCGCCCACAUAGGUUUGAUGGGUGAGAAGAGAUAGCAGUAGCGGCGUGACAAGAAAUUUAAGCAAGUCCAUGGGAUGUAUUGGGUAUGAAGGUGGAAGAAGAGAAAGCCAGGAGUAUAGAAAAUCGCUGUUUGCUUUACUUCUGGUGAGGAUUGGUUUAGCGGUUGUCUUGAAAUUUAUGUGCCUGACCCGGAAUUCCAGCUGCCACCAAAACCUCUGCCAUAUGUGUUCUAUGGCUCAGAAAGUUCCAUGGUUCUAUUGCUGUUUAGACCAUUCAUGCCGUUUCACCACACAUAUAUGCAUAAUUAUCAUCUAAAAAUCAAACUCGUGAAGUUGAUAUGGUAAAGCAUAAAAAAUAUGUGCAUCCAUGUAGCUUGUAUAACUAUCAUUUCGGCCUGGACCACCAAUUGUUUCUUGUUAGUCUCCAUGUAGUACUUCCCUUCCUAACGAUUACAUGUUGGCCUUGAAAAAGAAAGGGUUGACUGGAUAUUCGAGUCAAGCAACAAAAAACAAGAGGAGAGAAGAGGACAGGGCACUGGGAGUGGCGAAUACUAAGUCUUGUUGUUAUUGGAGCCACAAAAAAACAGCCGGACAUGGAAGGUUGUCAAGGACGUGCCUGAAUGCACAACCAAUAUUUCCAUGGGCCUUGUUCUGUGUCUUGGAAAAUUCCGUGGUCUCUGGAAAUAAAUGUUGAGAGUAUUCUUUUGAUUUCACCAGCUGCACAUCCCCAUUUUUCUUCAAUCCUAAAUAACUAGUCUUUGACAGAAUUGUACACAUCUAACUAGAUAAAAAUUGCAAUAAACGCAUGAGCUUGACAUGGUAAAGCACCAUUUGCAGAGGUAUGAAUUGCGAUAAGACUUGAUGACUUGUUGUGAUAACAGCAAAAUUGUAGUCCAGUCACAAGAUCAUAAAAUAAUUGACCUGGCGUUAUGGAAAUGCUUUCAGUUAGUCUUGUAAAGAAAAAGCUUCCACAAGAUCAUAAAUAAUUGACCUGGCGUCGGAUGCGGUUUAAAUGAUGUGCAUUAUAAGUUGUAUAAUCUGCAGGCAAUGGAAACCAGGGGAAAUAUCAAUGCAUCUGCCCACAUAAUCUGCAUGUGGUUUGAAGAUAUUCCGGGGAAUUAGUUUCAUAUUAGAGGGGUUUAGGGAAGUAUUUCAACUAGAAGUAGAUAAGCACGAGGAAUUCGAUCAGACUUAGUUUUUCCUCCCUGCAAAACAUGCCUUGCUAACUAGUAAACUCAAAUUAUCUCAAAUGAAUGAUAUUUUCUUAUUUUCCAUUUUUUGGUCCCUGUUAUUUGUCAUUUUCUCAAGGCACCGAAUUCCAUGUUCCAUGACUUGGACAUGAUUGGACCAGUACAGGAUGCUAUGGUAACACAAUUGGACUCUUCUGUUAACCAAGAGGUCGCCAGUCAAGAACAUCACCAUCACUUAGAAGAGCCAGUAGGUGGUAUGUACACAACUUUAGUUGGCAGCCUAGUAGCCAAGUCUCCUAGUCAGCAACAUCACAGUCAUGUAGAGGUACUAGUUGGCAUGUAAUUACCAUCCUUUGGAGCUCUAUUUUUUUACUUUGGCAGCCACUCACUUAUUCAGCCAUUCAUCUGUGCAUCUGUGUGUCUUCCAUGGCGAUGCCCACUGCUCUCAAGGCCUUAACUUUCUUGUUUGUGCUUGCAGUUCUUGCACCAGAUCAGUCAGAAGGGCAGCAUCAUCAGCCUUAUUGUCCUUCUUUCUCUUGCGGCCCUUUUAGAAACAUAUCGUCUCCAUUUCGUCAGGCAAGUGAUCCACCUGGGUGCGGCUAUAAAUCUUAUGAGCUAGUUUGCGGUGAUACAAAGGCUACAAUUCGCAUCAACAACGUGACAUACUAUGUGUCUGCCAUCAACUACAGUGAUUCUUACUUCUGGGUAGUUGAUGCCGACAUGGAUUUAUACAGCAGCUACCCUCUACCUCGGUGGAAUCAGCCUCCCUCUUCCUUCUGGGAAGUUGAUCACAACAUGGAAGUCGAAUUGGACCCCCUUUCACGUAGACAGUCUUGCUUUAUUAAAUGCUAUCGGGAAGUAAAGGACCAUGGUAUGUACAUGCGUGUUGCUUGCCUUAGCACCAAUGAUACUUAUGUUUACGUGUUAACUGGUUAUGAUUCUUGUUCUAUGGAGUAUCUCCAGCCUUCUUGUGGGUAUUUGGCCAUGACUCCUUCAGCUUGUGACACUCCAUUUUGUGAGUACUACGAGCUACUAGAAAAUGCAAGUUAUGUAGAUGUUGUGAAAUCCAUGAGGAACGGAUUUGCCGUCAAAUUCCCUUUCUGGUAUGACAGGACGAGCAGAAGUAUCAAAGAGUGCAUAAUACGUCAGUUUCGCGACUUGCUGCAAGAGUGUAGUGAAGACGUCAGUAGUUGUGUUCAGCAAAUUCUUUUGGUCGAUGGAGAUUUCUGGUACUGCUCACUUCUUGCAACUGGAUUUAGUGAUGAUGCCUCAUCAAACAUACCAUUUGUCUUCUUCUCUGUCAAGUGGAUUGCUGUGCUAUGCAGGUUUGUGUUGGCACCACUGGCUGUGUUGAUCUUCCUCGCCCACAAGUAUUGGAAAACGAGGAUCACAGUCGAUGCUGUCGAGAAGUUCCUCCGAAUGCAACAGAUGCUAGGUCCAAUGAGGUAUGCCUACACUGACAUCACAGCAAUCACAAGCCAUUUCAGAGAUAAGCUCGGUCAGGGAGGCUACGGGUCUGUGUUCAAGGGUGUGAUAUUGCCAGGCAAUGUUCAUGUUGCUGUCAAGAUGCUAGAAGGCAAUCCUAACUGCAAUGGAGAAGAUUUCAUCAAUGAAGUCUCCACCAUCGGUAGGAUCCAUCACGUAAAUGUGGUGCGUCUCAUGGGAUUCUGCUCAGAUGAAAUGAGGAGAGCACUGGUUUACGAGUACAUGCCUCAAGGUUCUCUGGACAAGUACAUCUUCUCAGCCGAGAAGAGUUUCUCCUGGGACAAGCUCUCCGACAUAGCUUUGGGCAUUGCCAAGGGGAUCGACUACCUUCAUCAGGGUUGUGACAUGCAGAUUCUGCACUUUGACAUCAAGCCACACAACAUCCUUCUUGACAACAAUUUUGUCCCUAAAGUUGCUGAUUUUGGUCUCGCCAAACUAUACCCAAGGGACAACAAUUUUGUGCCAUCGAGAGCCCUACGGGGAACUAUUGGGUACAUAGCUCCUGAGAUGAUAUCACGGAGCUUUGGUGUCAUAUCGAGCAAGUCUGAUGUUUACAGCUUUGGGAUGCUGUUGUUGGAGAUGGCUGCAGGAAGAAGGAACGCCGAUCCGAAUGCAGCGAACUCGAGCCAAGCAUACUACCCAUCAUGGGUGUAUGAUAGACUAACUGAACAAGAAGUGUGUGAGAUAUCUCCCGUUGCUGGCAUGCAUGAGUUGGAGAGGAAGCUGUGCAUCGUUGGACUAUGGUGCAUCCAGAUGAAGUCUAAUGACAGGCCGACGAUGAGCGAGGUCAUAGAGAUGCUGGAAGGUGGCUUCGAAGGCCUGCAGAUACCUUCCAGGCCAUUCUUCUGCGACGACGAGCACACCACUGUUCCGGAUUCUUACCCUUUGUUAUCCGAGCUGACCGAGAUCUCGGAGGAGGAUGAGAUCUCAGAUUCUUAUGUUUCCCGGGUCCUAUGAACUUCUAUGUGGAAACAUGUAAUAAAAUCUAGCAGUUAAAGAGGAUAUAUAACUCCAAUUGCUUAAUUGGUAGUAGAAUCUAGAAUGUAAUCAUCUUUCUGGAAGACACAUAUUAUCCGAAUAUAUGAAUAACAACUUGU
Molecule: messenger RNA, 4337 nt
Organism: Triticum aestivum (bread wheat)
Lineage: Eukaryota; Viridiplantae; Streptophyta; Magnoliopsida; Poales; Poaceae
Product: rust resistance kinase Lr10-like
Exons: 3
Coding region: 2182-4197 (671 amino acids)
Biological process (GO): protein phosphorylation
Molecular function (GO): ATP binding; protein kinase activity; polysaccharide binding
Source: RefSeq, a predicted model, not a curated record